Oryza brachyantha (malo sina) is the source of this 506-nucleotide messenger RNA. Its product is annotated as gibberellin-regulated protein 3-like. NCBI's taxonomy places the organism in Eukaryota, Viridiplantae, Streptophyta, Magnoliopsida, Poales, Poaceae. The transcript has 3 exons. Bases 91 to 444 code for a protein of 117 amino acids. The record is from RefSeq and is a predicted model, not a curated record.
ACAGCUUUUACAUCAACCAACUCUAGCUAAACCCUCCUUAAUUCUUUCUUCCUACUAUCCCAUCCAGCUCUGAGCCGCCAUCCUCGCUCAAUGGCGUCGUCCAAGACAAAGCCUCCUGCUGCAGUGGCGUCCAUCCUCCUCCUCCUCCUCUCGCUCCUGCUGCUCCUCGUCGAUGCCGCUGCCCACCCAAGGCUGCUGGAGGAGGAAGUGCAGGCGAGUAGGAGGGAGAGAUCCCUCUUGCCGGCUCCAAAGAUAGACUGCGGGGGGGCGUGCUUGGGGAGAUGCGCCAACAACUGGAAGAAUGAGAUGUGCAUCAAGAUGUGCAACGUCUGCUGCAACAGAUGCAACUGCGUGCCGCCCGGAACAGGGCAGGACACUCGCCACCUCUGCCCCUGCUACGACACCAUGCUCAAUCCACGCACCAACAAGCUCAAGUGCCCCUGAUUCAUUCAUGCUUACCCAGCCUCACAAACCUCCCUCUGGAUCUCAUCUUUGAUGAUCCCAUC